AUGGUCAUUAACCGCAGCUCUGUUCGAUUUUCCCCACGUCUAGCUCGCCAGCGAACUUUUGAAGGCGCAUAUUGGAGAACCUGUCUCUCGGCAUUCGGAUUUGCGUUGAUUAUCCUCCGCAUAUUCGAGCCAGCGUUCUACAACAUAGGUCUCGUCUUUGUUGGUUUCGGGGCUCUGAUGCUUGCAAUUGCUGCCUUGCGCCGACGGAAAAAUGGAGAUAUAUUUGAUACUACCAAACCAUUCGAAACCGGUGGAGGAUUUGUGCUUUUGACUUCUCUAUUGGCUUUCGCUACGUAUGUUACAUUAUUGGUGUUUAUUGUCAGACUAGGAAACUAG
Messenger RNA from Paraglomus occultum, 336 nucleotides. Lineage: Eukaryota; Fungi; Glomeromycota; Glomeromycetes; Paraglomerales; Paraglomeraceae. The record is from the annotation of a GenBank genome assembly.